Messenger RNA from Amoebophrya sp. A120, 908 nucleotides. The record is from the annotation of a GenBank genome assembly. Lineage: Eukaryota; Dinophyceae; Syndiniales; Amoebophryaceae.
GCAUCAGGAGGACGGGCGAGGCGACGGGUUUCUGGGGGCGGUUAUCUGCAGCGCGAGCUACCACUCCGAAGACGCGGACCUGCAGAAGGUGCGAGAGGAACUGAUGCCGCCGCCAAGGUUUUUGAAGAGUAUGCUUGCCAUCGCGCCGGCGGAGGGGCACGGCAGGGGAGUCUCGUUCAUGAAGCUCGUCGUGAAGCCCUCCCUGGAUAAGCAGAAGCAGUGGCACGCAGCAUUGCCCACCGUGGAUCAGUGCCGCCUGGAGGCCAGGCUGAUGGACGUUUUCAGCAAUUCCGACAACACGGAGUGCGCGUAUUGGUACGCGCAACUUCAUACCCUGUGCAAAAGUGUCGCACUAGUAGAAAUUGCACUGAGAAACUUAGGCGAAAAAAGAGGAAGGCUAAAUUUGUCAUGCAGAUUGAGGCACGGGAAGCAAGUAUCAGACUGUCACGCAUGGCCGCGAUUUGUAUUUGUGCAACCGCCAGUGCGAUACUUUUGCCAGGAUAGUAGACUUCGACCCGCCGUCGCAGACGUUUUACCUCCAGUGGGCGGAUGCUAAGCCCUUCGGGGAUGUUUUGGCGGAGUACCAGGCGUGGCUGGAGGGCGAGGGUGGUUCCGAUGGUGAUGAAGAUAGCGGUCUGGACACCUCCGGGAGCGAGGACGAAGACGACGAGGAGGUUCUGGAGCUCAUGUUCGAGCGCGCGCAACGGGAAAAAGACUUGCAGGACUACCUGCAGAACCCGGCCCAGCAGGCUGCCCUUGUUCCUGCGCGUUCCGGUAGUGGGGGAAGUGCGGCAUCCGGCGCAAACUCAGCCGCACAGCAGCGCUUGGCUUCUGCUGCCGGGCGACCCGCCGCUGCCCGUCCAAAUCGCGCUGUGGGCGGCCGGGCCAAACACCGAGGUCAGGAGGGG